This is a messenger RNA of Symphalangus syndactylus (siamang), 821 nucleotides long. RefSeq names its product thymosin beta-15A-like. Lineage: Eukaryota; Metazoa; Chordata; Mammalia; Primates; Hylobatidae. The record is from RefSeq and is a predicted model, not a curated record. Gene Ontology annotation, cellular component: cytoplasm. Gene Ontology annotation, biological process: actin filament organization; regulation of cell migration. Gene Ontology annotation, molecular function: actin monomer binding.
UUCUAGUCAAGAUGAGUGAUAAACCAGACUUGUCAGAAGUGGAGAAGUUUGACAGGUCAAAACUGAAGAAAACUAAUACUGAAGAAAAAAAUACUCUUCCUUCAAAGGAAACUAUCCAGCAGGAGAAAGAGUGUAUUCAAACGUCGUAAAAUGGGGAUCUCCUCCAAAGAACAUAUUUCAACAUUGCCUGACAGUCUUGGUUUUAGUCUUGUUUUUUUGUAAACCUUCUGAUUUCUUCUUAACUGUAUUCCCUGGCUAAGGUAGUGAGUGUUUCCUUAAGUUCCUUUUUAAAUUUCCCAUUGGUAUGUAAAUUCCAAAUGGCAGAUGCUGUCAAUAAUCUUGCCAUUGAUGACCUUUGUAUGUUUAGUCCUUGCAUCUCAUACAAGAUAAGCCGAUUUUAACCUUCUACAAUGGAUGCCUCAAUUGUUUCAUAAUCUUCAUGAAGAUGCAUCCUUUGGCAGCUUCUUUUUUUUUUUUUUUUUUUUUUGAGGUGGAGUCUCGCUCUGUCGCCCAGGCUGGAGUGCAGUGGUGCAAAUCUCGGCUCACUGCAAGCUCCGCCUCCUGGGUUCACGCCAUUCUCCUGCCUCAGCCUCUCUGAGUAGCUGGGACUACAGGCGCCCGCCACCACGCCCGGCUAAUUUUUUGUAUUUUUUUAGUAGAGACGGGGUUUCACCGUGGUCUCGAUCUCCUGACCUCGUGAUCCGCCCGCCUCGGCCUCCCAAAGUGCUGGGAUUACAAGCGUGAGCCACCGCGCCCGGCCUUGGCAGCUUCUUAUAGUUUAUUUUCACUUCCAAUGUAGCAAUAAAAUAAUAAAUAUAAUA